AUGGAGAGUAGAGUUGCUCUAUAUAUCCUAGUAUUGAAUAAUAAGGCAAUGAAGGAUAACAAAAUAAAAAAGGUUACUCCAGUUCAUCCCAGUUUACCCCAGUUUAUCCCAGUUUGCCCGAGUUCAUCCCAGUUUAUACCAGUUUACCCCAGUUUAUCCCAGUUUACCCCAGUUUAUCCCAGUUUACCCCAGUUUAUCCCAGUUUACCCCAGUUUAUCCCAGUUUGCUCCAGUUUAUCCCAGUUUACCCCAGUUUAUCCCAGUUUACCCCAUUUUAUCCCCGUUUGCCCCAGUUCAUCCCAGUUUAUCCCAGUUUACCCCAGUUUAUCCCAGUUUACCCCAGUUUAUCCCAGUUUGCUCCAGUUUAUCCCAGUUUACCCCAGUUUAUCCCAGUUUACCCCAUUUUAUCCCCGUUUGCCCCAGUUCAUCCCAGUUUAUCCCAGUUUACCCCAGUUUAUCCCAGUGUAUCCCAGUUUAUCCCAGUUUACCCCAGUUUAUCCCAGCUUACCCCAGUGUAUCCCCGUUUAUCCCCGUUUAUCCCAGUUUAUCCCAGCUUACCCCAGUUUUUCCCAGUUUAUACCAGUUAAAACCAGUUUACCCCAGUUUUUUCCAGCUUAUCCCAGUUUAUACCAGUUUACCCUAA
This is a messenger RNA of Eurytemora carolleeae, 642 nucleotides long. RefSeq names its product adhesive plaque matrix protein-like. The record is from RefSeq and is a predicted model, not a curated record. NCBI's taxonomy places the organism in Eukaryota, Metazoa, Arthropoda, Copepoda, Calanoida, Temoridae. Bases 1 to 642 code for a protein of 213 amino acids. The transcript is spliced from 2 exons.